CUCAUGACGUCAGGUCCAGCAUGCCUCGCGGUGGAAGAGGAGGUCAUUUGACAUUUGGGACAAAUAUUUAGUGUUUUUGCGGGAUUUUCCUGUUGUUUUAAGAGACUGACCAUGGCGGGAGACCUUCCUAGUAUUUCGUACAUGGCUCUGUACAUCGUCUCGGCGAGCGUCGUCACGGACUCGCGCUCGGCGACGCACUGGAGGCUGGACCAAGAGCGGGGGCUAGUCCGGCCCGCCGGCGAGUCCGACCUCACCGAUCUGCUAGCAGGGGAGGGCGAGACAACAGACCCCCUCCUCGGUAUCCUCACGAGAAAUACUCAAAACCCAUGGGAGGACUCGAACCCGGGAGCGAUAGACGGAGCCUGUAGCACGUGCGGGAAGUUGGGAUCUGGUAGAAUUAGUGGACAAGAAAGAUUGUUAAAACUUGAGUCAGAAACGACGAUCCUGACGUGUGGCGAGGCGGUAAACGAGACUCAGUAUGACCACCUGGACGGCAUCGCGCAGCGCCACAAACACAAAUCCCACCCCGAACCCGAGGUCGCCAUGAUCUUCAAGAAAACCGAGGGAGACGAAAUCGACAUGAACGCCCUGGAACAAAACCUCCGGAUGACUCUCGACGAGAAUCCCAAGUCGAUAGCCGUUUACAACCAGAUAGGAAACUUCUUCCGAAUACGCGGGAACACCUUCUCCGCCAUCGAGUGCUUCCGGAAAGCGUUGUCGCUGUCGCCUAGCAACCCGGACAUCCUGCUGAACCUGGCCAGAGUGCUGUUCAACCUGCAGUAUCUGGACGACGCUAUCCACCUGACCAGACGGUCACUGGAGCUACAGCCGCCUGGACAGAACUGCUGGCUACAUCACUUUACACUGGGUGAAAUACUAAAAGCAUACGGGAACUACCACGAGGCCAGUAUCCACUUCAGACAUGCCCUGGACUUAAAUCCCUCCUUUCUACCUGCCAGGGCCCAUCUUCAGUCGUUGGCCAACCCGCAGACCUCCUCAGCAACAGUAUACACAGCAGUCAUCAUCAGCUGUCUGAUCGUGGGGGUGCUGAUCUGUUUAUGGCACAGCCUGGACAUCUGUCAUCACACGUGCGGCAGUCCCGCCAGAAAGACGCUCCGAACGGUGGACUGGGAUCGCAGCCGGAUUUCCAUACCGUCCCGCGUCAUCCGCUUUAAAAAAGUUUAACCGAAAAAAAAACUUCCAGUAUUUAAAAAAAAGCCAUAUUCUUGACCAAUACGAAGGUACCAGGGUGUUGGUACUGAAACCAGACAUUGUUGUUGGUUUUACAGAAAUUUCCAACUGAAAAGAUGAAGAAGCAUCUUUUUUUCACAAUAUGUAAAUGCAUGGAACUUUCUAAAAAGGGUGUUGAAAUGUGACAGUGAUGUAAUAGUGGGUUUAUAUUACAUGUUGUUAGAGAUUCUUCAACAACCGAACUGCCAAAAAAGGCAAACGUUUUGUUUUAUAACAAAAGUUUUUUUGAAUAGCUACCUCUACAUAGAAGUUAUUUACUAUUGCAGUGAGAAAUGACAGAUAUGUUACCGAUAUGUGGAAAAAAGCGGGUUAAAACAGCCUGGAGACUGCAGUACACUUCAGUGCCAGUAGGGGACUCUGUUAUACAUUUUGCCAGUACUGUUUUGUUCACAAAUUUGUUGCAAACAUUUUACCCACUCGAAUUAAAGGUGGCCACAUGGUACAUGUAAAAUUUGGAGCAUAUCUCACUGGCAAGUGCUUUUGGCACAUGUUUACCUCUGAUUU
This is a messenger RNA of Branchiostoma belcheri (Belcher's lancelet), 1755 nucleotides long. RefSeq lists its product as uncharacterized. Gene Ontology annotation, biological process: actin filament polymerization. The transcript is spliced from 5 exons. The record is from RefSeq and is a predicted model, not a curated record. Gene Ontology annotation, molecular function: protein binding. Gene Ontology annotation, cellular component: cytoplasm; actin cytoskeleton. NCBI's taxonomy places the organism in Eukaryota, Metazoa, Chordata, Leptocardii, Amphioxiformes, Branchiostomatidae. The coding region runs from base 112 to 1185 and encodes 357 amino acids.